Messenger RNA from Rhopilema esculentum, 732 nucleotides. NCBI's taxonomy places the organism in Eukaryota, Metazoa, Cnidaria, Scyphozoa, Rhizostomeae, Rhizostomatidae. The record is from RefSeq and is a predicted model, not a curated record.
AUGCUAAGGCAGGUUGGUCGGAUGGACUAUUUUAUGAUGCAGAAUAGCGUAAAGAUUGGAUCAGCAGCAUUGCACACAAUUUUGAAUGAAAACUUGCAAGUUCGGAAAGUGGCUACCCGCUGGGUGCCACAUUGCUUGUCAGAUGAGCAAAAGGAGCAGCGUGUCAAUUGGUGCCAGUUUAUGCUGCAAAAAUUUAAUGAAGGGAAGUCGAAACGGGUUUAUGACAUUGUGACAGGCAAUGAAAGUUGGAUUAACCAAUUUGACCCGGAGAUAAAGCGCCAAUCCUCAAAUUGGAUCUUUCCAGGUGAAAACCCGCCGCGAAAAUUUCGGCGAUCCAGAAGCGUCGGCAAAAAGAUGGUUGCGUCAGUUUUCUCAAAGACGGGUCAUGUCGCAACCAUUCAACUGGAAGACCGUCGUACAGUGAACCCGGAUUGGUAUGUUAACCACUGCAUACCACAGGUUCUACAAGUUUGGCGAAAUAAACGUCCAAGGACCGGCUUAAGAGGUCUACUUUGGCACCCUGAUUUGGCCUUUUGUGGCUCCUUUCUCUUUCUAGCGGUAAAAGAAAAAAUUUGCAGAACCAAGUUUGACAGCGCUGAUGAUGCAGUUUGUGCCUUCAACGAGGCUGUUUCUGACCUGGCUGCAGAACAAUGGGCCCAUUGUUUUGAUAUGUGGUUUUAUCCUAUGAGACUUUGUGUUGAAGACAAUGGAGAGUAUUUUGAGAAACUGUGA